AUGGAAGCAGCCAUGUGCAAAAAGAAAUCUCUCCCUCGGGGAAUCGAACCCCGGUCUCCCGCGCUUAUCGGUUUUAAUGACAAGCGGAAAUCAUCACCACUAGACCAAGGAAGAUGUGAUGGUCGAGUUACUGCUCGACCACUUGGCUGGUUGAUGGAAGUUCCAGCAUACUAUGAUCUUAUGACCACAAUCUCAAAACCCAUCCCAAAAACAAAAUAA
This is a messenger RNA of Penicillium crustosum, 219 nucleotides long. RefSeq lists its product as uncharacterized. Lineage: Eukaryota; Fungi; Ascomycota; Eurotiomycetes; Eurotiales; Aspergillaceae. The coding region runs from base 1 to 219 and encodes 72 amino acids. The transcript is spliced from 2 exons. The record is from RefSeq and is a predicted model, not a curated record.